Molecule: messenger RNA, 6795 nt
Organism: Anopheles stephensi (Asian malaria mosquito)
Lineage: Eukaryota; Metazoa; Arthropoda; Insecta; Diptera; Culicidae
Product: dual specificity tyrosine-phosphorylation-regulated kinase mbk-2-like
Exons: 3
Coding region: 2432-5509 (1025 amino acids)
Biological process (GO): peptidyl-serine phosphorylation; peptidyl-threonine phosphorylation
Cellular component (GO): nucleus
Molecular function (GO): protein serine/threonine kinase activity; ATP binding; protein serine/threonine/tyrosine kinase activity
Source: RefSeq, a predicted model, not a curated record
AGCAACAGUAGCACCAAACCGAGAAAAACGCAUGCAAAGUGGCGUUGGCCAGUGCAGCCGAGAAAAUUGAAAGAAGCAGUUUCCCUCGGUACGAACAGCAGCACCGUGCUGCCCGGUGGAGUUUUCUCCUUUUCCUCGGUGAGUGCGUGCGACUCUCAGUCAGAAAGACGGCAAAAACGGACCACAGAACUACAGUUGCGGUGGAGCGCUACCAAGCGAUGCGGGAAGAAAACCAAGCAUCGUGAAAGAAAGCAGGAAAAAUGGUAAAUGGUGAUCGAUAGAAGGAGACAAAGUGCGUGCCGUACGGGGUUGCCCACUAAAAGUAGAAGAAGGUCUGCAGAUGGUUCGAUAAAGCAAUAGCACGGUGUCCGUCCUAUGCAGCAAGGAGUGUGCGAAGAAAGCGAAGCGAAAAAUCGUUAAUACCCCUUUCUUCGGUAGGCUUGAAUGGGAGAAUCCGUUAUCCUGCUACGGCACAGGAUUCUGCAUACAGCCACAGGGUGCGCGUGUGUGCGUGCGUACACGUGCGUGCAAGCAACAGUGCGUGCGUUUUUCUUCGUCACGAAAAAGGGAAAAUCCACCACACAACCCCUUUUUCGUUCCUCGACGACGGUUGGUAGUGUACGUGUAGCAGUGUGUGUGUGCGUUGUAAAACACAUCGUCUUGUCGCGUUGGGGUAGCGUUUUGUGUGCUGUAUUGCAGUGAGUGUAUGCGUGUGCGGAGUUGGUAGUGUGUGUGUCGUGUGAGGUCGACAUGCAACGAAGAGGAAGCCAAGAAGCGGAGAAGCGAAGAAAGUGAAGGCAAAGCAAACGUUGGAAGAACGAUGGUCGCAGCACCAGCAGCAGCAGUAAACGGAAUGGAAGACUAGUCGGAAAACUCCGAUGAGAAGAAAACGGAAGAGAACCACGGCAACGACAACCACGACUACGACGAACACGGCAACGAUGGUGCCCAUACUCGAGGUGGUGCUUUGUGAUGUUUUAGCAGAGCAGCCAGCAUAAACAGCAUCAGUCCGUCAGAUCUAGCAGAGACACAGAGCUUACGACAAACAGCAACAUAAAAACAUGUAAUUUGUUUAAUGUAACACAGGAAUAUUCGCUUAUAAGGUCGAAGCUGUCGCUGUCCGCUUCCUGAUCGCAUCGUUCCGAGAACCCGGAAACCUGUUUUUCGGUCCGUAAAAUUGUUACAGAGGAAAACCCGCCCCGUCUGUGUGUGUUGGCACGUAGCAGGCUGUGGCCGUUUACAUGAAAAGUGCGUGCAAAAAAAAAAUCCAAGGGUCGCGUUUCUUAGUAGGCCACCCUGCCGCCAGUCGUUCUUCGGUGCUGUUGGCUGACGGAAGAAGUUUUUUGACAUUCAGCAGAGCAGCCAGCAGUCCAACGCACAUACGACACGCACAUCUUUUUCUUGUGAAGAAAAAAGGGAAAUUUUUACGUAGUGCCCCGUCUUGUUGAGUGAGGAAAAGUCGGAAAAAGUGUGCUGUAAGUGUAAAGAAAAACACACACCACGGUUUGUCGAAUCUGGCUGCAGAGAAGGGGAGAAGAAAAAAGAAGUGUGCGAUUCGAGUGUGUGUGUGCGUGCAAGUGUAUUUGUUCCUCUGUGCGUGUAUGUGUGUUUGUAAGUGGUUGCUCUGUGUGUGCGAUUUUAUCCUUUCUGGUGUGUGCGUACAUGUUGGUGCUGGAUCAGGUUGUGUUUCCUGGAAAAUCGGUCAACCGACGUUGUGUGUGUGUGCGUGUGUUUUUCGUUUUUGUUGCCUGGUGGUGUUGUAAGGUUUACCAGCUGUAAAAAUCAUAUCAAGUGGCAACUCUCACACACAAGGUAGUAAGUUACCUGUGUGUAAAGUGUGUGUGUGUGCUUGUGUUUGUUAUUCCGUGUCUGGUGUUGCCGUUUGCUAAAAGUGUCCCGUCCUUACAGAAGGACCACCGUGGGAAAUAAAUCUGUCCGGUGGUAGAAGGACCCUUUUUUCUGGCUGGAAAGGUGGUAACGGUGGUGUGGUGUACACUACUGCAAAAAAGCAGUAUAGCAGAGGCCACACACAUGCCGUUUGAGGCGAUAUCUCUGCAGAGAAGUCCACCGAAAAGAAGGAGCACAUCAAUCUCACAGGCACAGGAUAACGAUCAAAAAAGGACCCCGAUAAAGAUGCCGAGAAAUGUGCGAAUGUAAUCGAAACGGGAAGAAAAAUGGCUUCAUGUAAAUGAAUGUGAUGUAAAACGAAGAUUUCGAAAAGAGUGAACGAAUCAUCCGCAUAGCAGCCCCUUUACAAACGAGAACACUAUGACCGUUGCUAGUGUUGGCAUCAGCUGUCGAACGUGCACAUUUCCCGGCGCCAUUGGUAAAGCUUCGUCAUCCACCCGUUCCGUGCUUCCGGUAGCCGCUGGUGCUGGUGGUGCUGGUGGUGGUGGUGGUGGUGGUCAGCGUUCGGCAUCCUUCGAGGAGCAUGUUGGUUGCGAGCAGUCGCCUGUUCGCGCACUGUGAUGUCGUAGAUAUGGACUGUAACGCUGGCAGUAACAGUAACGGUGGCAGCAACAGUAACGGUGCUAACGGUGUCGGCAGCGUUAGCAACAUCUUCACCCGCCAGCACUCACUCACGGGCGGUAACAACGGGUACUCCUUGCUGUUGGCAAGCGGUUCAUCGAUCGUUCCACCCAACACCGCCACCACGCUCCGGUGCGACAAGGUGAACGGAAACACGUCGAUCCUGGUCAGCAACAGUGUUGUUGGUGGUGGAAGCAGUAGCAAUAUUAGCAGCAUCGGUUCCUCAUCAUCCGGUGGUGGGCUGGCGACGUUUCAACCGACGUUGAUCGCACCACCGUCGGCAACGACGCUAAAGACGUCCUCGCUCACAUCGUCCGCCAUCCUGUUCGGUGGAAGUAGUGGAAAUUUGAGCAGUAUCGCCGGGAAAGCUUCCGGCGGUACGCAUAAGUGGAUCGGAUCGCUGUGUGAUGGUGCUACCUCGAUCGGGUACAGCAGUGGUAGCAGCAGUAAACUGAAUCAACAGCUGCACUUCCAGCAACAUCCUCAGCAGCAGCAGCAGCAACAGUUACAUCUGUUGCAGCAUCAGAACAAGCAUCAUCAUCCUCAUCUGUCGCAGCAGCAUCAUCACCAUCAUAGCUUACCGGUGACCAGUAGCGGCAGCACGGUUGGUUCCAACAUGCUGGACAGUCUCACCUUUCGGCUGUGUGAUGUGGAUGGUGCGGUGAGCAGCACCAUGUCCAACCCGAACGGAGCCGGCGGUGGGAAUGGGGCGAGCAAUGGGGCUUCCACGAACGGAGGUACGGGCGGCGGAAGCAUACUGAUGGUGGUGCCAUCACAGCAAACCGGAAGCGGGAAACAGUCACAUUCCUCAGCGAUAAAUGCCGGUGGUGGGGAGCGACUCUCCUACGCAGCUCACGAUCAUCAGCACCAGGCAAAAAUGGUGGCACAGCAUCACCAUCAGCAGCAACACAGCAGCAAUACUAGUAGUAGCAGUAGCAAUAAUAGCGCAGCAAUUGCGGCUGGCAGCGAUGUGCCGAUUAACUAUAGCAAAAUGACGCGCAUCAGCAAGAUGGGACUGAGCGCAGAUGCGGUACAUCAGCAGCACCAGCAUCACCAUCACCACCACCAUCAUGAUAGUUCGGCGUCCGUAUCGAUCCUGCCCACAUCAUCGUCCGCGGCGGUGGCACAGCAGCAGCAAGCCGCCCUCCACAAGCAGCAGCAGCAGCAGCAGCAGCUACACCAUCUACGCAGUACGGUCGGUGGUAGUAGUGGAAAUGUCGCCAAGGGGAACGAUGCUUCAGCGGCCGCCAGCUACUGCAAGGUGACGCGCAUCGGUAACAUAACGUUACUCGACCCGGAGGAUCAAACCAUGCUCCAGUCGCACAUGCUGGGGAACAGUAGUAAUAGCAGCACUACGGGCGGUAGCAGUAGCGGUAGCAGCAGCAACAACACGAUGAAAAAGGAUGAGCAACAUUUUAUACAGCAUCAUCAGCAUCAGCUUCAGCAAAUGCAGCAGCAGCAGCAGCAGCAGCAGCAGCAGCAACAAGCUUCUCAAAAGCAGCAGCAACAGGGGAAGGAGCAGCAGCAGGGUAACGGUGGCGAAGAGGUGCGGAUAACGGAGAGCUUAGCGCCGUUCGAGGUGUUGCGGUUGUACAUGGACAAGCUGACGCAGUACGAGCAUCACGAGAUUUACAACUAUCCGCGCAUCUACUUUAUCGGUGCGAAUGCGAAGAAAAGGCGCGGUGCGGGCAAUUCCGACUACGACAACGAGCAGGGUUCGUACAUUCAUAUCGCGCACGAUCACAUAGCGUACCGGUACGAGGUGCUAAAGAUUAUCGGGAAGGGGAGCUUCGGGCAGGUGGUGAAGGCGUACGAUCAUCGAAACUUUCAGCACGUGGCGCUGAAGAUGAUACGCAACGAGCAGCGGUUCCACCGGCAGGCACAGGAAGAGAUACGCAUACUGAAGCACCUGCGAGCGCAGGACCGGUACAACUCGAUGAACAUCAUCCACAUGUACGAUAGCUUCGUGUUCCGGAACCAUAUGUGCAUCACGUUCGAGCUGCUGUACAUCAACCUGUACGAGCUGAUCAAGAAGAACAAAUUCAAGGGCUUCAGCAUGCAGCUGGUGCGCAAGUUUACGCACUCGCUGCUCAAGUGCCUGGACGCGCUGUACAAGAACAAGAUCAUCCAUUGUGAUAUGAAGCCGGAGAACAUUCUGCUUAAGCAGCAGGGCCGUUCCGGCAUCAAGGUGAUCGAUUUCGGGUCGUCCUGCUUCGAGAACGAGCGCGUCUACACCUACAUACAGUCGCGGUUCUACCGUGCGCCGGAAGUGAUCCUGGGCGCCAAGUACGAUAUGGCGAUCGAUAUGUGGUCGCUCGGGUGUAUUGUGGCGGAGCUGUACACCGGGUCGGCGCUGCUGCCCGGCGAGGACGAGUACGAUCAGAUGGCGUGCAUUAUCGAGCUGCUGGGAAUGCCUCCGCUGAAGCUGCUGCACAAUGCGCGGUGGCCAUCGCGCUACUUUGCGUACGACGGGGACGACCAGUUCCCGCACUACUGCUCGCUGAGCUUCCGGGAGGACGGGCGGGAAGAGAUUCAGGGCAGUUAUAGCAAGCGGGGCCGGUAUCGUGGUGCACCCGGUACGCGCGAUCUAGCCAAGGUGCUGAACUACUGUGACGAACUGUUUUUGGACUUUGUAAAGCACUGUCUGCGGUGGGACCCGAAGCGCCGCAUGACGCCGCAGGAAGCGCUCAACCAUAAUUGGUUCCACCGGAUGUUGCCACAGUCGCCGCAGGUCGUGAAGGUGGUCAGCGAUGGGGGCGGUUCGGAAUCGGCCGCCUCGACGACGGUUAGCAGCGGGACGACGGCUGGCGGCAGUUCGUCCCACUCGACGGCCACCUCGAUCAGCAAGCAGCUUAGCUCGUCGAUGGUGAGCGGCGGUGGCGGUGGUGUCGGACUGGGCGGAGGUAUGGAGAGCAAUCCGGGCGGAAGUCUGGCGGGCGCCGGUGCUGCCGGCAUUGGCAGCAUUUCGAUGGGAUCCUAGCAGAAGAAAGGGCACACGGCCACCGCCGGUGGUUCAUCGUCCGGUGGUAUGUCGUUGAAGAAGGUUUCAUCAGCGCUGUCGUUACCGGCCGGCAGCGGGUUUACCGGUAUCAGCAAAACAUCUCCAACGACCGUGUCCUCGCUGCUUUCGUCCGGGAUCUCUAGUUCGAUGAUAACGCUUGCUGGUUCGCUGCAGCAACCAACCUGCCAGCGGCAGGCGACCUCCCUGCAGGCACUGCUCGAAGGCAGAAUAUUGGCCACCAGCCGCACGGUGGCUUCGUUAGGAUUAGAUUCUGCCUCGGUUAUCCACGGCAGCAAGAGUGGUUCGAAGGGUGAUGAAUUGUACGGCGAACGGAGAAGACAUCAUGCGCCUGCUAUCGCCGAUCAUCAACCGUCAACGGCACAGCUUGCAGCGCUGGCACUAGGUACGGCGGAAGGCUGUAGCGGCAGCAGCAAUAAUCAACAACCUUCCUCAUCGUCACACCAUCACAGCGGUCCCACUGGCGGGGAUUUUAGUGGCAGCACCAACGAGAACAGCAAUACAGUCUCGGGAUCUGUUCCGGCAUCGUCGUCUUUCAUAGAGUACAUAGGAUAAAUUGAAUCGUUGACAUCGCCCGCCAGGUAAGGGGCAGGAACGCUAGAACGAGUAAAGACAUCCGCAAACGGGGAAGCUACAUAGAUAGGUAAAUUCGGGGACACGAGCAUAAAGAGUCUGAUAUCUUGAAAGUGUGUGCGUGGCGGACGUUUAGGAACAAAUUUCUAGCUAAACCUCACUCACCCACUUGCAACUUGGCCGAAAGAUUCAAAAAGGAUUCUUACCUUACACUCGUUGGUGAAGUAACGCUUGUAUGCAACUGGAUAGACAUUUAUUUUUUAGAAACGAUUUUUGUGUUCAAAUAUAGUAAGAACAGAUGAGGAUAAUUUACUUGUCCAUCUUUUUUUUCGAUACGAAGUACGUAGUAGUUUAUUUGUUUGUGAUUUGUAGUUCUUAGCAUCAACUUUGUGAUGUGACGAAUAUGAGACUUUUUCGCUUUUUAACACUAGAACGACCAGAAUGGAGAAUCUAAGCACGGUACUGCCAAACAAAAAAUAGUUUCCUCAUAUUUUAGCUAAACCCUACUCACUAUUUAGCCAAUUUUCUGUUAGUAUAGGCAACCCCAAAGCCGUGCAAAAAGACUUUUAUCUUACUUUCGUGCGAGAAGUAACACUUACAUGAAAAUCGGCUUGACAUUUAUAUUUUAGAAACGAUUGUUGUGUUCAAAUAUAGUAAGAAAAGAUCAACUGUGA